This is a messenger RNA of Eruca vesicaria subsp. sativa (arugula), 905 nucleotides long. NCBI's taxonomy places the organism in Eukaryota, Viridiplantae, Streptophyta, Magnoliopsida, Brassicales, Brassicaceae. The record is from the annotation of a GenBank genome assembly.
CCACUUAAAAUCAAAAGAACCAUCAAUGGCCUCUUCAACAUCCAUCUUCCUCCUCCCUCUCCUCCUUCUUCUCUCACACGCUUCAGCUUCAACGGUAAUAUUCUACAACAAAUGCACAUACACAGUCUGGCCUGGUAUCCAAGCUAGCUCCGGUCAGCCGUUACUCGCUGGUGGCGGAUUCAAACUGUCCCCCAAAAGAGCUUACACUCUCCAACUUCCAUCUCUUUGGUCCGGUCGGUUCUGGGGCCGCCACGGUUGCUCCUUCGAUAGAUCUGGCCGUGGUCAUUGCGCCACCGGAGACUGCGGUGGUUCUCUCCUCUGUAACGGAGCCGGCGGUGUACCUCCAGCUACUCUAGCUGAGAUCACUCUUGGCCAUGAGCAGGACUUUUAUGACGUCAGCCUCGUUGAUGGAUAUAACUUAGCCAUGUCGAUAAUGCCGGUGAAAGGCACAGGGAAGUGUCCCUACGCAGGUUGCGUUAGCGACCUGAACAGAAUGUGUCCGGUUGGUCUACAAGUCCGGUCACGUAACGGGAAACAGGUAGUAGCCUGUAAAAGUGCUUGCUCUGCCUUUAACUCACCACGCUACUGUUGUACCGGCUCGUUCGGUAACCCACAGACGUGCAAGCCCACGGCUUACUCAAAGAUCUUCAAAGUAGCUUGUCCUAAGGCUUACUCCUAUGCCUAUGAUGACCCCACAAGCAUCGCUACGUGUACCAAAGCUAACUACGUCGUCACUUUUUGCCCCCACCGUGGCCGUUGAUUAAGAUCUUAUAAUUAGCUUUAAAAUAUAAUUAAGAAUAAGUUUAUAAAAUUUGUUCUUGUUAUUUGGUACGAGGUCUCUUUUGAGUUAUUAAGACUUUUUCUGCUUAAUGACGUAAUUUUUACUGCUUUCCAAUAUAAUGUUC